AUGAAGGAAGAGAUUUUAAGGGACAUCAAGUCCGCCAAACAAAAGUCAAAUGAAAAUCUGCCUGCUUGCAUUCCCGUCUGGUUCCGCUUGGGAAACAGGGUUGAUACUGCCGCUGUUACUACAGAUUCCACCGCUACCAGAAUCACAGGCCGUCGACCAGUUAAGUCAAGACUGGAUGAAAGAAGAGAAGUUUCCUCAGCAAACAGGGAUGAGCAACCAAAGAACGAUUCUCCAUCAAGCGCCAUGCCAGAUAAAGAAUUCAAACAGAUGGUUGAGCAAGUUCGGGAUGCCUUAACCCAAUCUAAGGGUGGUGCAUUGAUUCUAAAAGAUAAACCUUACCCGAAAGAAGUAGCUCUGCUAGAACUGAAGGCAUCGGUAUCCGACACUGCGGGCUUACUCUCCGGUUGGAUCGUAACUUCUGAUCACUGCUCCUGGCGAUGGAUCUCGUGUGAUGCAAGCGGACGCGUCGUCGCUGUCAACAUCUCCGCUUUCCCCGGCGAUACUCCACCCUCCUGCUCCCGGUCCAGACCAUUCCAGUGGUGCUACUCCGAUCCCGGCCGGAGUCUCGCCGGAAAACUAAGCCCAUCCAUAGGGAAGCUCACCACGCUAAGAAUUCUCUCCCUCGCCUUUCACAGCUUUUACGGUGAGAUCCCAAGAGAGAUAUGGGGGUUAAAGAAUUUAGAGGUGAUUGAUCUCGAAGGAAAUUCACUGCUCGGAACCCUACCCUUGAGAUUUCCCCGCUCGCUUCGCGUCCUCAAGUUGGCUUCCAAUCUGAUUACUGGCGAGAUUCCUAUUUCGCUGUCUCGUUGUAUUCAUUUGUUGAUUCUGGACCUCUCCAGGAACCGAUUAAACGGCAGCUUGCCUAGGUUUUUGAUCAGCUUUCCGAAAUUAACACAAUUGCAUCUAUCCUUUAAUCUUUUGGAGAAGUCAAUCCCUGAAGAGAUUGGCUCCGGGUGCCUAAGCCUUGAGUAUCUGGACCUAUCUGGGAAUUUACUGAUUGGAAGCAUUCCCAGCAGCUUAGGGAAUUGCACCAAGCUUCAAUUUCUUUUAUUGGCUUCAAAUCGUUUGGAUUCCGUUAUUCCUCCAGAUCUCGGUCGUCUGGAAAAUCUUCGAGCAUUGGAUGUGUCGAAGAAUUGUUUGAGAGGCUAUAUUCCUGAAGAACUUGGGAACUGCAAGGAGCUGGUUAUGAUUGUUCUUACAAACAUGUUUGAUCGCAUGCCUGCUCAGAAUUCCUCGAUCUAUCAUGAGAAGGAUGAAUCUAAUUAUUUUCACGGUGGGAUUUCCUGGAAGAUUACGGCUUUGCCAAAGCUUAGGAUAUUGUGGGCUCCCAAAGGGAACCUUGAAGGGGAUUUUCCAAGCUAUUGGGGUAUCUGUAAAAGCUUGGAGAUGGUAAGUUUGGGUCAAAAUAGAUUUACAGGCGACAUUCCUAGAAAUCUCAGCAAAUGUGUGAAUAUUAAGUUCCUCGACCUUAGCUUAAAUAAAUUGACCGGUUCGCUGAGUGAGGAGCUCCCAGUUCCUUGCAUGGAUUUCCUUGAUGUCAGCGGAAACCAUUUAUCUGGCUCCAUUCCAAGGUUUAUUCACAAGAAGUGCCCUUUGUUGCCUUCCCCAACCAAUGACCUGCUUACUGCAUACUCUUCGUUUUUCACUUCUAGGGCAAUUGCAGAAAUUGAUCUGCCUUACUUUGAAUCUAGCAGGAAUUAUGUAGUUUAUCAUAAUUUUAGCAGAAACAAUUUGUCUGGCAUGUUGUCCUCUUUACCAGUUGUAACCGAUAGAUAUGAAAAUCAUACUGUUUAUACCCUCCAAAUAGGUGAAAAUUAUAUUGCUGGAUCAUUAACUGAUGGUUUGUUCAGCAGGUGCAGAGAGUUGAGCGGUUUGGUUUUUAUUUGCAAUGGCAACAGGAUUUCCGGUGAAAUUCCAGUUGAUAUUGGAGUUAUCUGCAGGGCUCUUAUUGUUCUUAAUGCUUCCAGUAAUCAAAUUACUGGAAUUAUUCCUCAGAGCAUCAAGCAAUUGGAUAGACUUGUUGUGCUGGACUUGUGUAAGAAUCAGCUGAAGGGAGAGAUUCCUUCCGCUGGUCUCUCUGGAAUAAAAGCUUUAAGACAUCUCAGCAUAGGCAAUAACAAUUUUAGUGGUAAAAUUCCUGCCAGAUUGAAUGACUUGCAUUUCCUCCAGGAACUGGAUUUUUUAUCCAAUUUUCAUACUGGUGAGAUCUCCAGUGGACAGGUGAAAUUGAGAAAACUUUCUUUUCUUAUGCUCAAUGAUAGCAAACUUUCUCGAAAUUUGCCUUCUGAUUUUCUUAGUGUGGAAUCACACCCGAAGUUUAACGUGUCAUACAAUAAUUUAUCCAGUCCUUUGCCAUUAAAUUCAAGUAUGAUCAGUUGUGAUAGGCCUCGUGACAAUCCUUUGAGGCAAGCAUGCCUUGACAAUCCUCUAUCUAUUUCAGUUUCACAUUUUCAAAACAGCAGUAAGGAAACCCACUCACAUAUUAAAAAUAAUAUACCGGCGCCAUUUUCACCUGCUAAAAGUAGUGCUGAUAUCAGUUCAUUUUGGAUUACCGCAAUUGCUUCAGCAGCAGCUAUUGCUUCGGUGAUUCUAUUUUUGCUUGCUCUCUAUAUAUAUUCAAAGAAAUGUGUGCCAAGCUCUUCAGUGCAGUCUUCUGAAAUAAGAGAUGUAACAACAUUUGUGGAUGUUGGAAUUCCAUUGACUUAUGAGACUGUAGUGAGAGCCACAGGGAACUUCAAUACGAGCUACUGUAUCGGAAGUGGAGGUUUUGGGGCCACAUACAAAGCUGAGAUUUCACCAGGAGUUCAUGUAGCCAUAAAAAGGCUUUCAGUGGGAAGAUUUCAAGGUGUUCAACAGUUCCAUGCAGAGAUCAAAACUCUUGGCAUGUGGAGACAUUCUAAUCUUGUGACUCUGAUAGGAUAUUAUGGCAGUGAUGAUGAGAUGUUCUUAAUAUACAAUUUUCUCCCAGGAGGUAACCUGGAAAAGUUCCUACAAGAACGAUCCAGGCGACCUGUAGAUUGGAAAAUGCUUCACAAGAUCGCUCUAGAUGUCGCACGAGCCCUUGCCUAUUUGCAUGGUCAGUGUGUGCCACGCAUUCUUCAUCGGGAUGUCAAACCAAGUAAUAUUUUGCUGGACAAUGAUUUCAAUGCAUAUCUUUCUGAUUUUGGGUUAGCAAGGCUUUUGGGUAAUUCAGAAACACAUGCGACAACUGGUGUGGCUGGAACUUUUGGAUAUGUUGCUCCAGAGUAUGCUAUGACUUGCAGAGUUUCAGAUAAAGCUGAUGUUUAUAGCUAUGGCGUAGUUUUGCUCGAGUUAUUGUCAGACAAGAAAGCACUCGAUCCAUCUUUCUCUCCCUACGGAGAUGGAUUCAACAUUGUUACGUGGGCAUCUAUGCUUCUACACCAAACUCGUGCUCAUGAGUUUUUCACUGAGGGGCUCUGGCAAGUUGCUCCCCGUCAACAGUUGAUAGAAACAUUUAAAUUGGCCCUUAGAUGUACGGAAGAACAGCUUUCUCAAAGGCCUAGCAUCAGACAAGUGGUACGUGCGCUCAAGGAUCUUCAACCGUGAAGCUUUUAAAAUUAAUAAUGGGAUGAUGAGGCUUCAGUACUUGUUGAAUAGAAUGCUAAAACAGUUAUUUGAGUAAAGGAUUACGUGCAUCUGCUAUUUUACUUGAUUGUAAGCUAUUCUUCCCAGCUCACUAUUCUCUUGAGGCUCAGGGCCUGUUUGGGACAGCUUAUAAGUGCGGGGGGCAGUUUGAAAAUGCUGUCUUGCCAUUUGUUUCGCACAUUUUGGGCGCGCAUCCUAAACCGUGUUUUGUGUUUUCAUAGCAACGCGAUCGCGGGGUUAUACCCGCAAUCCUCGUUCGCGUUCAGCAUUCGCCCCCAGUGAUUACCUCCGUGCCCUUGUGUGAUCACAAACCCUACCCCGCUCCUUUGCCGAAAGGCAAGCAAACAUAUUAUGGCGCUCGUUUGCCCUCUCUGAGUUGCUCCUCUGCUGAAAGCCAGGCGAAGCCAGGUUUCGUCCCUCGUCUGCCCUCCUCGCAUCGCUCCUCUGCUGAAAGCCAGAUGAAGCCCCUACCUUCAUCGUUCCGCCCUACCUCCAACGCUCCUUUGCCAAAAGCCAGGCGAAGCAUGCAAACGUUUUUUGUAUACCAUAAAAUUUCUUAACUUUAUUCAUAGGGUUUUCCUUAAUUUUUUUUUUUUUGAAAUUCUGAUGAUGGGUUCUCCACAUUCCCUACUGAUCUGAAAUUUUUAAAGCCUUUGUUGCAUACAUUUCAUGAUUUUUCUGUUUAUGGAAUACCACCUUAUCAAGUACAAAUAUAAGUUUUUUCAUAUAUAACCAUUGAUAGAUAUAUAUGCAGUUUUCUAAAUGAUUUUAACUAUAGAUGUAGCUGGCAUUUUAUUAGGCCAUUUAAGGUAGUACUUUACCUUCUUUUAAUGAAAUUGAUUUAUAUAUCGGCUUCAAUAGAUCUAAUUUCAUUAAAAAAAAAAAGAAUUUGAAGAAACCAACUUCAACAUCUUCUAUGGGACUUUACAUGUGUUUUCUUAUAUUGUUUCGUUUCUUUAAUGAACACUGUGGAUACAUUCAUUCUAGUCAUGAAUCAUGUAGCACGAUUUUCUAUCAGCAAAUUUCUUAUGGCUUAUGCGGAUAAUAUCUUGAUAAAUAAGAUCACUUGAGAAGACCACUUGAACCAUAUAAAAAUAAUUUUAAAUACCAGCGUACCCAAAAAUUAUACAUCAACUUUAAAAAAUGUCAGUUCCAUCAAACUCAUCUCAUGUUGGAUUGUACUACAUCUUCCUCUUCAAAAAUAAUUUGUAGUAUUUUAUAAUGUUGCCAUAUGUUUAGAUUUGUUUGUUGUGAGUUGAUUUUUUGUUUGGUUAAAUAUUUGCUGCUAAUGUUAUUAAACACUUCCUUUUAGAUUUCCCUCGUAUUAAUAAGUAGAGCAAUGAAUAAGAGUAAAGAGAUUGGAUCAUCGGUCAUGUGGGACGGCGAUGCCACAAAUAUUUUCUGUAAUCUCUGUUUUAGGGAGGUCGAGCUGGGAAAUAGAAGGUUGACAAAAUGCUAUGGUUAAAUUCAAUGAAUUGACAGGAAGAGAUUAUGAUAUGAUGAAAUUGAAGAAUAAAUGUAAUCAAUUAAAGAUGAUCUCGAAAGAACUUAAGAGGGAAACUACAGGUUUGGGCUGGAAUCCAGUGAAGCGGACAAUAGAUGCUCCUGAUGAUUGGUGGGCAGAGCAACUAAAGGUGGUGCUAGCAGCUAAGAAAUUAAAAUUCAAUGGCAUUGAUCCAAUGAUGGAAGAGAAGCUAGAUGGUAUAUUCAGUGGGGUUGUUGCAACGGGAGCUCAGGCUGUUACCCCAUCGGAGCCUGACUUCAUUAACACAACAGAUGUCCUGGGGAUCGAUCAUGUAAAUGACUCAGGAGAAGUGCCCUGCAAAAUUUAAAGGUAUGUGGAAUUCACAUCCAUUUCAAAAUGGCACGGUGGACAAAAGGAAGAAAGGAGCCGCAUUCGUCUGAAGCACAAUCAAAAACUGGCUGAAUCCUGCAUAGUUAAGCUUGCUGCCUCACAGGAUAUAUCCAUUGAGGGGUGCCUUCAAAUCCUAAUUAUACAUGCUGAGGUUAAGACAGACAAGAAACUAUAUAUCAAUUGUGUAAAGUUAUUGCAAGAUCCAGUUUGUAGAGAAUUUUUAUUGAAGCUCGAUGCAGAAUACCAAGUCGAUUUCUUACGCUACUUCUUAGAAAAUUGAAUGUUUUGAAAUAUUGAUAUUAUGUUUUCUCAGAAUUUUUUGUACCGUUGUAUCAUGAAUCGUUUUUUUUUCUAG
Phalaenopsis equestris is the source of this 5816-nucleotide messenger RNA. Its product is annotated as LRR receptor-like serine/threonine-protein kinase RPK2. Gene Ontology annotation, molecular function: ATP binding; protein kinase activity; protein binding. Gene Ontology annotation, biological process: protein phosphorylation. The record is from RefSeq and is a predicted model, not a curated record. Lineage: Eukaryota; Viridiplantae; Streptophyta; Magnoliopsida; Asparagales; Orchidaceae.